Molecule: messenger RNA, 4089 nt
Organism: Symbiodinium natans
Lineage: Eukaryota; Dinophyceae; Suessiales; Symbiodiniaceae
Source: the annotation of a GenBank genome assembly
AUGACGCCCUACACCCCGGUUGCCAUUCAAAAGACGAUGCCUGGCGCCGGUGCCAAGACGAUGAGUCAACCUUCUGGCUGCCCUCACGAGGAGGCCGGCCUCAUGCCCUUCGGCAACUUAGGCACCUCGGGGGACAUCACGAUCUCCAGUGGACGCUACCUCCUCUCCGCCUCUGCAACAAUCCGCUCGCUCACGAUCAACAGCGGAGCUGAACUCAUCAUCGGCGAUGUGGCAGGCGAUCUAUGUUCGAGGCAAGAGUUUCUGUCCAUGUUGGAGAUCACAUUCGAUUGGUGUUCUAACAUGACUGGCCCGUCAAGCUUCUCAUAUGCGGCCCACGCCACAGCACCCGCGGAACCGCUUGGUGUAGCGCCGAACAUGUUUGCACCAUCAGAGGCACACUACGAUUGGGAUCUGACGGCGGGAGGCCUGGUGGUAACCUUCACCGGCUCGGGCGACAUGUCUUCCAGGUCCACGAAUCCCUUGAACACCAAGGGCCUGACUGUGGGCGACGGUGGUAUCUUGGAGGUGUACGGAAAGCGCUACUGGCCUACCUGGACCCGCCUCUCUGCCAGUGCUCCACCGGGUGCAACUCAAUUGUCGCUGGCGGACCAGGUCGACUGGAUGGUCGGGCAGAAGGUGGUGCUGACGACCACCUCGUACAUCGAUGACGAUCCGAACGACCACCAGAACGAGGUCCGGGAGAUCGCGGCGGUGAGCGGCAACCAGAUCACCCUGACUCAGGGCCUUCAGUUUGGGCACUACGGCGGGCCGGAGUAUGCUGCAGAAGUUGCGCUGCUGUCGCGGACCAUCACCUUCCAAGGAGAUGCUGCCAGCGAAAGCACCCGCUACGGCGGCCACAUCAUGUGCAUGCCUGGGUCUCAGUGCCGCGUCGCUGGGGCCAUGGCCUAUCGGAUGGGCCAGGAGAACAAGAUGGGCCGGUACCCCUUCCACUUCCACGUCAUGGGCCGAGUGAACGGGGAGUCCUUCUUCGAAGACAGCCUCGUCCAGCACAGCUUUUUCCGCGCCUUCACGGUGCACGGCACGUCGAGCUCGAGAGUGUCCCGCAAUGUGGCUUACGACAUUUCGGGAAGCGCCUACUAUCUUGAAGAUGGCAUUGAAGAGGACAACCUCUUCGAGUUCAACCUCGCGGCUUUCAUCCUCAUCAUCGACAAGCUCAACGACUACGGGGGCGGUGGCCAGGGCGGAGUGAGGAUCAACACGCAGCCGAGCCGCCUCGUCCCCACCGAUGCCACAGCUGUCGGGUUCUACUGCACCAAUGCAAAGAACAGAUGGAUUGGAAACUCUGCGAGCGGUGGCUUUGCUGGCUUUCACUUUCCUCGUGUGCCCUACGUCCUUGGCGACACCUAUGCGCAGAACCAGGACUACCGCCCGGACGAGAAAGAGUUAGGCGAGUUUGACUCGAACACUGCGCACUCAUCAGGGCGGCUAUGGAGCCGUGGCGGCUGCAUGUAUGUCGGCGGCGAGCUCUGGGAGGACAACAAAGGCUCCCAUGAGUACCGCUACAACAGCGGCCGGACAACAACGAGGAAGGAGGGCCGCUUCAUUUGGACCAACACCAAGGUGUUCGCUUGCCGGAAGGGCGUCCUUUUCUGGGGUGCCGGCGGCCGCUGGCCGAAUCUGGGCUUGGAAGGCUUCGAGGCGCACGACAUCUCUCGCGCGGUCACCAUGCUAGGUGACAACUACAUGUAUAACUCGGUGGUCAGUGCGCACACGGGCAACACCUUCGCCACGGACCUGCCCAGCGUCACUGACGGCUUCGAGCUGUACGACACCGGCAUGCAGACCAUCCUCUCACAGGUGACAUGGCGAAACUUCGACCGACCUGGGGAUGUGGCCAUCAUGGACAUGACUCACAGCAACAUCUUCAAGCCUGCAGGAAUGUUUGACACGCGGGCCCAAUACUUCGAGGGAACCCCGUUUGCACAACGCCUGCGUCAUGUCGAACGAUACGCGUGCACAUCGUUCCAUCAGGACACCUGCAAGAACCGGUGCGACUUCUGCCCAGGGACAGCUGGAUCUUCGCAGGUUGCCAACAUGCUGGAUACGGACGGGACCUUGGUCGGUUGGAAUGAGCCCGCCAUCAUCGGUGCCGAUGACGAGGACUCAGAAACCAACUACCGCACAAAUGACUGGUGGCGCAUCGAUGACAGCUGCGAGCGGAAUCUCGACUGGGGCUUCUGGAUCUGCCCCACGAAAGGCCACCGGGCGAUCGCGAGCCUGUUCUUCAUGAAGGGCCUCCAGGACAGGUAUCCGGACCGCACGGACUCCAACACCGCCGUGGGCAAGGUUUACCACUUCGGCCAUGAAGAUCGCCACGUCGACUUGGGCUUGGCCGAGAGCCCCAUGGUCACUGGGCCCUGCUGCGAUGUCGGGUGGUUCGUGGCCUUGGACAACGGUGCAGAGCCUCAGCUCACCAUCACCAUGGACCAGAUCCCCCCACAAGGCUUGGUGGUCGCCACGGCCUAUCCCAUGGGUGCCUCCAUCACCGUCCAGCGUUGCAUGCCGAAUUGCGCCAACAUGCCAAGAGGUUCUUCCUUGCAGGAAGUGCUGGACUCCACGGACGGAAACGUGUUCUUCGUGGACGGCUUGGGCCGACUCUUCCUGAAGUUCGUCUAUGCCGACAAUGGCUACUUUGAUUUCGUGGGUGUCAAGCAGUUGCUGAAUUCUCACCGAUACUACGCCGGCAAGGGCCUUCGCUACAAGAUCUCGAGCAGCCGGUCGGGAAGUGUUGGUGCGCUCCAGCUGCCUGCGCCGCUGGAUGGAAGCACCAUCUCGACCACGCCCUUCCAAUCGACGACCGAGUGGUCCCGCACGACUGAAGUCCCGACAACUUCCAGAGAUGUGAGUGGCUGCAGCGACGAUUGGGGAGGCUGCAAGACGAGCCUUUGCUGCAAGUCCAAUGGCUGGACAUGCUACGAGAAGGACCAGUACUAUGCGCAGCAGCGGCGCAUGGCAGAGCGGAGAGAGGUGAGAGGCGUUGACGUUGUCAAAGACUUGCAACUCGAGAGCGGGGAGGUAGAGCUGCGCAGCUACCCCUGCGACUACAACAACAACGACUGUUGCAGUGACGACCACAACAACGAUGACGGCUGGGCCCUCGGAGCUGCGCCGGGGAGCUUCGUUCCGGUGGAUGGAGGUGAGAAUGUGGUCUGCCGCGGCGCCAACUCCAACGACAAUGACGCGAGCUACUACAUCUUUCACAAUGGCGUUGACUCGAUCGAUGAGUGCAAGCAGCUGUGCAUCGGUACCGACGGCUGCAAGGGCAUUGAGUAUGGCUCUCGCAAGUGCGAAGUCUGGAUCCGCGCCAGCGGCAUCGGCGCCACGAAGGCUCUCUCAGGCUACACCUGCCUUCGUUAUACAGGCCCUGUCACCACAACAGCAACAACGACCACAACGACUACGACUACGACCACGACCACAACGACCACGACCACAACGACUACGACCACAACGACUACGACCACGACGACCACAACGAGCACGACGACCACAACGACGACAGCGAUGACGACGACGACCACAACAGCUCCUGGCUCUUCGCACACCUUUCGCCCCGUGGACGGAGGGCAGAACCGCGCCUGCCGCGGUGCCUCCCCGGGCGACAAUUCGGCGAGCUAUUUUCAGGUCAGCCAUGAUGCAACUCUGGAGGGCUGCCAGUCGCAGUGCAUGGCAACCGACGGUUGCACGGGUAUCGAAUAUCACGUGCGCGGCCGCUGCGAGAUCUGGACGCGGCCGGAGGGAAUCCAUGCCUCCAUCUCGCUCGUGAACUACACCUGCCUUAGCUACAGCAUGCCCACUCCUCAGGGCAUCUUUGAGGCCGUCGACGGGGGCGAGGGCCGUGUCUGCCGGGGCGCCCAUCCCAACGACAACCGGGCCAGCUACUUCACUGUCGAACAGGCCAGCUCUUUGGAAGGAUGCAAGUUCAAGUGCAUGGAGGCAGAAGUCUGUCAGGGCCUCGAGUACCACACCGGGGGCCGCUGCGAGAUUUGGACCCGUGCAGAGGGCAUCGAGGCCUCCCGGGAGGCAUCCGGGUAUGUCUGCCUCCGCUACCUGGGGGCGGAGGCCUAG